Molecule: messenger RNA, 1170 nt
Organism: Sinocyclocheilus grahami
Lineage: Eukaryota; Metazoa; Chordata; Actinopteri; Cypriniformes; Cyprinidae
Product: tryptophan 5-hydroxylase-like
Exons: 7
Coding region: 237-1160 (307 amino acids)
Biological process (GO): aromatic amino acid metabolic process
Cellular component (GO): neuron projection
Molecular function (GO): tryptophan 5-monooxygenase activity; iron ion binding
Source: RefSeq, a predicted model, not a curated record
GUGUGCAGAACGUCAAAGAGAAUAUGAAAAGGUAUGUCUCUCAUAUGAAUAUCCACAUGACGUGAGAAGCUGCUCAUUUUCCAUUUGCUGCCAGGAGGAAGAUUAACUCGCCACCCCUCCUCCCCCUCUUCAGAGCCUCAUAAAUAGCAAACCGCACAGUCUCAUUGUAUUACAACAAUUGUAGCACAUCCAGUUAAAAGACUGACAAACUCGUUGACAUAAUAAGAAACAUCAGCAUGUACUCAACUAAAAGCGAGGGACCGCGCAGAGGAAGAUCUUUUGACUCCAUAAACCUUGGUCUGACAUUGGAAGAGAAGCAACUUAACAAUGAGAUGAACAAAUCUGCUUUUCCAAAGAUCGAGGAGAAUAAAGACAACAAAACCGCGUCUACAGAGAGAGGCCGGGCUGCUGUUGUGUUCUCCUUGAAGAAUGAAGUUGGUGGGCUUGUCAAGGCACUAAAACUUUUCCAGGAAAACCACGUCAACCUGGUGCACAUCGAGUCCAGAAAAUCCAAAAGGCGCAACUCAGAGUUUGAGAUCUUCGUAGACUGCGACAGCAACCGCGAGCAGCUGCACGAGAUCCUUCAGCUUCUGAGAAAACACGUGAACGUGCUCGAGAUGGACGCGCCUGACAACCGCCUGCCUGAAGAAAGCGAGAUGGAGAACGUCCCGUGGUUCCCGAAGAAGAUUUCAGAUCUGGAUAAAUGUGCGAACCGCGUGCUGAUGUACGGAUCAGACCUGGAUGCGGAUCAUCCAGGAUUCAAGGACAACGUCUAUCGCAAAAGGAGGAAGUAUUUUGCAGACUUGGCUAUGAGCUACAAACAUGGAGACCCCAUUCCCCGUAUAGAGUUCACAGAGGAGGAGGUGAAAACAUGGGGAGUGGUGUUCAGGGAGCUGAAUAAACUCUACCCCACACACGCCUGCCGCGAGUACCUCAAGAACCUGCCCUUGCUCAUCAAACACUGUGACGUCCGCGAGGACAACAUCCCGCAGCUGGAGGACGUCUCGCGCUUCCUCAAAGAGCGCACCGGCUUCACCAUCAGGCCUGUGGCUGGGUAUCUCUCCCCACGAGACUUCCUGGCAGGUCUGGCCUUCCGUGUGUUUCACUGCACUCAGUAUGUGCGACACAGCUCAGAUCCCCUCUACACACCCGAGCCGUGAGUACACAAAC